Paramuricea clavata is the source of this 798-nucleotide messenger RNA. The record is from the annotation of a GenBank genome assembly. Lineage: Eukaryota; Metazoa; Cnidaria; Anthozoa; Malacalcyonacea; Plexauridae.
AUGGAACACCAGGAGGAAUACGAUGACCAGAAAAUGGAGGAGUUGAAGGAAAAGUAUCCAGACUAUGAAGAUAUGGAUACAGAAACUUUAGAUAAUGAAUUACUAUACCUUGACGAUGAUCUUAGGGAAAGCGAAACUACUGAGGAGACCCAGGAUAUUAACGAGGAAAUCAAUUAUGUACUCGAACUGAGGAGGAGGAGAGAAAUACCGAGUGAAGACCCAUCGAGAGAGCAAUUAGCUGAGGACUCAACGAGAGAGCAAUUAGCUGAGAAAUUCCCUGACCUAUCUAAUCUGUCAUACGAUGAUCUAAUGGAUAGGGGAGACAGACUUUUAAAUGAAUUAAUAUUAUCAAAUUUAGAUGAAGAUAGUUUCAAAGAAAAGUCGGAAGAACUGAGGUACGUUAGAAUGCUAUCAAAUGAUUACCAAAGAGAGUCAAAUCUAAAUAAACUUCUCAACUUAAGAGAUAAGGUGAAAAAGAGGGAUCUCAUUAAACGGGAUGAUCUUAGGAGACUGCAGAGGCUCAGGUUAUGGGCAAGGGAGAAUGCAGGCAUCUUAUCAGCUGUUAUAAUUUCCUCAUCAGCUGUAAUCAUAGGACUGGUAGCAUCAACUAGAAACAUAUUGUGGAAAGUAGGUGACACAACAGGAAAGCACGAUAAGCGGAUCAGUGAGUUGGUAAACAAUCAAAUAGAACUACCACCUGUAUUUCAGAAGAUAGCUGAUGGAGUAGAGUUAGCAGCGGAUAAUAUAUGGAUAAUCAUUGUAUGUGCAGCAGUAGUUCUAGUAUACAUAUACAACUAA